CUGCUACAGGGCUCAGUGUGUGUGGCGGCAGUGGCUGGAUUUGUCACGUCACCGGCUACGAUGAGCGAAGGUGUGGAGACGGGCGAGCCACAUUGAUUGGGGGCCGUGUUGUGGUUACCGCUAUGGCCCAGGACUUCCUCACUUCGUCUCAGAGUCGUCCCGCCACUAUCAGGACCAUGGUAACCCCAACUGAAGUUGCAUCACACACUGCUGAUGUUCAGCAAGUCAAGGUGAAAAACAUCUCCAAGCAGCGGUCUGGUGCAGGGGAUACAACACAGAUGCAGGUCCUCAACUUUCAUCCAGUUCUGGGACAAGUCAAGUCCUAUAGCAGAGCAGAGGCCACCCCCUCCCUUGCACCCCAGAGCUUUGAGGAACAGUACUGGAUGCUGCCUGGGGCAAUCUUCACUGAUCUCUAAAUCUAGCAAUGUU
Molecule: messenger RNA, 429 nt
Organism: Portunus trituberculatus (swimming crab)
Lineage: Eukaryota; Metazoa; Arthropoda; Malacostraca; Decapoda; Portunidae
Exons: 3
Coding region: 123-416 (97 amino acids)
Source: RefSeq, a predicted model, not a curated record